AUGUCAUCGUCACAACCACCUUCGCAAUCAGGAGGAUCGAGGGGAUCGACCAAUCCUUCCUAUCAAUGUGCCACUGAUAGUCCUAGCCAAUUGUCAAUGUAUCAAGCGGACGAGACGGAUGACAGCGGCUUAUCUGAUGAAGAGCUUCGAAGACAAGUAUCAGAAGAUUCUAAAUCCAGCACCACCAAAUUGGCAGUUACGAUAGCUACCGCUGGAGCGAUUGCGGGAAUUACCAAGUUAUUAAAGUGA
Messenger RNA from Kwoniella botswanensis, 249 nucleotides. RefSeq lists its product as uncharacterized. The coding region runs from base 1 to 249 and encodes 82 amino acids. The record is from RefSeq and is a predicted model, not a curated record. The transcript is spliced from 2 exons. NCBI's taxonomy places the organism in Eukaryota, Fungi, Basidiomycota, Tremellomycetes, Tremellales, Cryptococcaceae.